Messenger RNA from Fonticula alba, 13360 nucleotides. RefSeq lists its product as hypothetical. The transcript has 8 exons. The record is from RefSeq and is a predicted model, not a curated record. Gene Ontology annotation, molecular function: RNA polymerase II general transcription initiation factor activity; chromatin binding; protein binding. Lineage: Eukaryota; Rotosphaerida; Fonticulaceae. Gene Ontology annotation, biological process: transcription initiation at RNA polymerase II promoter. The coding region runs from base 266 to 13360 and encodes 4364 amino acids. Gene Ontology annotation, cellular component: transcription factor TFIID complex.
UUGUUGCUGCUGCUGUUGCUGCUUUUGCCGCCGCCGCCGCCGCCAUUCCCAGCCGGCAGGCGCCUGUCACCCCCCCUUCCCUGGUCUCCGGAUUUACCUUCCUCCAUCUCCUCUGAGCUGGUCGUUUCCCUGUUCUGUGCUUUUCUCUUGUGGCCCCUCGCGCGCGGGCACCCCCUCCGCCUUGGGUUCCCCCCCUCCUCGACCCGUUCCUCCGUGUCCCCUUCCCGUCGGGCGGCCGACUCGUCCCCUGUCGCAGGCCACGGGAAUGUCCCUGAUGCUCGAACACUCGCCGAGCACCCUCAUGUCGGCGACCGGCGCCGGAGCGCCUACGGCGCCGGUCGAUCUUCCGACCGCCGGGGCCGUGGCAUCGUCCCUGUCGGACGUGGUGCCGCUGCUGACGUCGGCCGAGCCGGCGGCCACGGCCGGGCCCGGGCCCGAGGGCGCGGCCCCCCUGCACGCGGAGCUCGAGCACCGGUCGCAGUUCCUUCGUCUGCAUGUGGAUCUGGCCACCGGGGUGCUGUCCGGAUCGACGAUCAUCGAGCUGCGCGUCCUGGCCCCGGCGGCCGACCCGGUCCCGGGGGUGAGUGCCCCCUCGGCGACGACGGCCACGGCGGCCCCGGGGUCCGGCCCGGGCACAGCCCCGGACGUCGGUGCGCCUGCCGGCCCCGAGACGCCGGCCGGCCCUGGGGUGUCGUCCCCCGCGGCGGGCCCGGGGUCGGGGCCGGCCGCUGUGCUGCCGGCAGCUCCCGCCCUGGCGGCCGAUGGGCUGCCCAUCUUCUCGUCGGUGCAGCCAUCGCUGAACUUGCAUUGCGGGGCCGGCUUGCAAAUCGACGGGGUCACCUGCCUGGUGACCAGCCCGGGAGCGCGGCCGACCCUUUGGUGUGAUCUCCCCCGGCGGCCGGUGGCGCCGAAGCUGCCGACAUCGGUGUCCGGCGGGCCGGUGGCGGCUCCGACCGGGGCCGGCGGGCCGGCCGGCGCGCCCCCAUCGCCGCCGGCGUCGGAUGGCCCGGACGUCGUGGCCUCGCCGGCCGCGAGCACGGAGGCCCCGACGGCCGGCGGCCCCGGCGAUCGGCCCUCCACGGGCACCGACUCGGACAUGGCGGUCGACGUGCCGCCCGGGGCGCCGGCCACCCCGGCCUCGGACGAGCUGGACCCCGGCCCGGAGGCCUCGCCGGCUGACUGGCACUGGGACACGGACGACAUCGUGGACCUGGCCAAGGCCACCGAGGCCGGGCACCCGGAUGAGGUUCUCUUCGGCCAGUGCCGCAUGCUCCGUUGGCCGACCGGAUUCCUCCUGCGAGCGCCUGCCUCGGCUCCGACGCCGGAGGACGUGGUCCGGUCGCUGACCGGGCAGAAUGCCCUGUCGGUCUUGUCGCCGGAGUUUUACGGGCAGGAUUUCGACCUGGAGGUCCCCUUUCCCCGGCAGGCGGCCGAGUUCCUGCUGCGUGGUGAGCUGCCGGCGGCCGGGCCCUCUGGCAGUGCCCCGGGCCCGGGCACCCCCCGGCGGGCCUUCCGGUCGCUCUACAUCAAGAUCGACUUCCGGGUGCUGGCCAGCGGCAGCAUGCCGGAAGCCAGCGCCUCCGGCAGUCUGAUGGCCGCGCGCUGCCCGCAAGGGGGCCACAUCACACACAUCUACACCAGUAGCGUGCUUGGCUCCUCGCGCCAGUGGUUCCCCUGCGUGGAUGACAUUGCCCAGAAGUGCACUUGGCGGUUGUCGGUGCGCGCGUCGCCCGGGCCGCUGGCCACCGGGCCGACGAACAUCGUGCUGGCCGGCGACGCCGUAGCCUCCGGCACCCUGGAGGAAGAGGUCCUGCCGGUGCUCGGUGCCGGGGCCGAUGGCGAUGUGCCGGGGCCGGCCGAUUCGGCCGCCGCCAUGGCCAUUGAUGGGGCCCCGGAGGAGGGGCCCGGCCCGGGGGCGAGCCCCGCGCCGGCCGGGUCGCACACGGAGCUGGUGCACUUUGCCCGGGCGGAGAUCCCCACCCCGCGGCCGGCAUCGGCGGUGGGCUUCGUGGCAGGGGCCCUGCUGCCGGUGGAGCUGCCGCUGGGCUUUUCGCCAUGCUUCCGGCAUGGGCGGCGGCUGCCUUUGUCGCGAGACCCGCCGGGCAGCCUGGCCGGCGGGGCGUCACGCGCGCCGGACAUGGGCUUCCGCCUGUCGGCCUUCGUGCCGGCCGGGGUGUGCCCCCGGCGACUGUUGUCCACGCUGGCCGUGGCUCCCCGGGUGUCGGCCUUCUGCCGGGGGUACCUGGGCCGGGCGGCGACGCCGGGCUUCCGGCCGGACCUGACCGAGGCCACCGGGCUCGGGCUCUUCGGGCUGGCAGCCCCGGGGGCGGAUGUGAAGCAGCGCCGCCGCGAGCAGACAUCCUUCGCGGCGCAUCUUUCCUCGGCCGCGCGUUUGGCGCGCCAGGCCCGGGCAUCGGCCCUGGACCUGCCGGCCGGCCAGGCCAACGCCGGGGAUCUCCUGGUCGAGGGGGCCGGCGGGUCUGGCGGCCCGGGCAUCGGGUCGGCCGGGUCGGGCGGCGGCGGUGCCGGCGGCGGCGGCGGCGGGCCUGGAUCCGGCCCCGGUGGCCCCGGUGGCCCCGGCGGCCGGCGGAAGUCCCUGUCCAUCGGGUCCGGCCGGCGUGGCGCGGGCCUGAUGCCCGGGCGUGAUGGGCACCCCUCCCGGCGGCCGGGCGCCCACAGCUCCGGCGACUCGGCCACCGACUCGGAUCAUGGCCCGACCGACGAGCCGACCGAUGAUGAUGAUGUGGCGGAUCGCGGUCGGCCGGGCCGGGUCGGGGCCGGCCGGGGUGGCCGGUCGCGGUCGCGGUCCACCGGCCCCGGGGCCGGCAGCCGUGGCGGUGCCCGGUCGCGGUCGCGGUCGCGGUCGCGGUCGCGGUCGCGGGCCGGGGCAUCGGGGCUCCUGGUCGGCGGGCACCGGCGAUCGGAGACCGAGCUGCUGGCCCGACGGGGCCCGGCCUCGCCGCUGUCCCGGGGGUCCGGGCUGGCUGCCGGGUCGCGCGAUGUGUCGCCCGGGCCGCGGCGGGGCGGUCGGCGAGGCCCGGCCGGGCGAGGCCCCUCGCGCGGGCCCGGCCAGCGCUUGGCCCCCUCCCUCGGGUCGGAGGAGGAGGAGGACGAUGACCCGCGGAAUCCCUUUGCCUCGGAGGGGUUCGAGUCCGAGGAUUCGGACCGCAGUGAGCGGUAUUCGGAUUCCGGGGACGAGGGCGGCCGGCGCGGGCGGGCGGCCCACCGGCGGCGGCGGCAGCAGCAGCAGCAGCGGCAGCGGCGGCGGUCCGGGCGCUGGAGCGACUCCGGCCCGUCGGACUCCGAGGGGCUGGACGAGGAGUCCGACUGGGAGGAUGACCGCCAUGAUGAUGUGGAUGACUCGGGGUCGGAUUCGGCCGACGAGUUGGAGGACUCCUCGGAUGAGGAGGACUUCGAUGACGACGAGGCGGCCCUGGCCCAGGGGUUCCUCCCGGCCGAGUGUGACAUCCGGCUGGUGUUCAUCCCGGCCGGGGAUGCCCCUCGGCGGGGGGUCCUCGGGCAGGCGGCCGGGCUGGUGUGCCUGUCGAGCCGCAUGCUGCUGGAGGCGGUGGGGUAUGCCACGCGCGGGUGCGACGCGGUCCUGGGGCCGGUGGCCUCGGUGUCGUAUUCGGCCGGGCCCGGGGCCGGUGGGCUGCCCUCGCGGGCCGGUCUCCGGGCCUCCCCCUCGGCGGCCUUCUCCUCGUAUCGGACCGUGGUCAAUGCCCUGGUGGAGCAGUACCUGGGUCGGAUCUUGGUGCCGGUGUCCAGCCAGGAUGCCUGGUUCCUGCGCGGGCUGGUGGGCCAUGUGGCCGGGCUGGCGGAGCGGGUGCUCUUCGGGCAAACCGACUGGAAGGUCCGCCUGCAGGCGGACAUGGACCGGGUGUGCGAGCUGGACACCGACCAGCUGGCCUUGAGCUAUGAGCACAGUGUGCCGGUGCUGAAUCCGGCCCUGCGAGCGGAGUUCGUGGCCCUCAAGUCGCGCCUGGUGGUGCACAUGCUGGAGCGGGUGCUGCGCGAUCCGAAUGCCCUGCGCCAGCACCUGCGCCAGGUGGUCCUCGAAGCGGGGACCUUCUAUUCGGCGUGGCAAUUUGGCGUGGCGCGCUUGCGGCUGCGCUUCCAUGCGCGCCUCGAGGCGCAGGCGGCCGCCGGGGCCGGGGCCGGGGCCGGGGCCGGGGCCGUGUUGCCCGCGGCCGCCGGCACGGGCGCCGGCACGGGCGCCGGUCCUGUCGGGGGUGCUGCCUCUGCCAGUGGUGCCCCGGUGGCCGGGUCCACGGCCGGGCCGGGUGCCAGCUCGGCCGGGGUCGGCAGUCCGCCGCCACCCGGCGGCAGCGGCGGCGGCGGCGGCGGCGGCGGCGAGUCGGACUUGGCCGGGGGCCCGGGCAAGGCGGCGGGGCUGGCGGGCCCCGUGGCGGCCCCGCCGCAGACGCCGCUCGAGCGCCUGGCCCGGUCGGAGGCCGGGCCCGGGCUCUUUGCCCUGGGCUUCGACGACUUCAUCGGCCGGGCCACGCGCAGCCUGCAGACGGAUGCCAAUGCGGUGAAGCACUUCAUCGGGCAGUAUGUCCUGCGGCCGGGGGUGCCGGUGAUCCGGUGCACCUUCACCUUCAACAAGCGGACGUCCGAGCUGAAGGCCGUGGUCACGCAGUCGACCACCACGCGCAUGGUCAGCUCCUUGAAUCACUUCACCUUCGAGUUGCCGAUCCGGGUGUUCGAGGUGGAGGAGACCCACGACCACUACCUGCCGAUGGAGGGCCUGAGCCGGGACCGGAUCAUGAAGUAUCGGUCGAAGUCCAAGCGCCUGCGGCGGUCGCCCCCGCGCUUGGGCGACUCCUUCCCACAUGCGGGGCUGGUGGCCGACUGGGCGGAAUUGGACCAGGACCGGCUGGAGGACUUCCCCAUCCUGUGGGUGCGCGUGGAUCCGGACCUGCAGCUGCUGUGUCUGAAGGUGCUGGAGCAGCGGCCCUUCCAGUGGCGCAAUCAGCUGCUGAUGGAUUCGGACGCGGUGGCCCAGCUGCAGGCCAUUCGGCACUUGGUGCCGCCGGCCCUGCCGGCCCUGCUGCCGGUGCCGGACGCCGGGGUGCUGGCCCGGGCGCGGGAGCUGUCCCUGCGCGGGGUGGCCGGCUCGGGGGCCGGGCCCGGGGCCGCGUCGGUGCAGGCCAGCCGUGUGGGCACACCGGAGCCUGGCGGCUCGCCGGCUCCCGGGGCCGAGGGCGACCUGCCGGCCGGCGACCCGCUGCCCGGUGGCGGCGGCGGCGGCGGCGGCGGCCGGGACAAGGACUCCGACUCGGCGGCGGCCCAGCUGGUGGCCGACCGCCGGACGGAGCUGGCCCUGCAGCGGGUCCUGGUCGAUGGCCGGGCCUUCCAUCGGGUUCGGGCGGCGGCGGCCGUGAUGCUGGCCCGGCAUGCGCCGGUGCCGCGGCGCCCGCCGCAGUCCAUGCGCGAGCUCAAUGCCCCGGAGGGCCCGAUGGAGGCGGUGCUCUUUUGGCUGCUGGAGGAGCUGUGCUUCUCGCGGGUUGGCGCGGCGGCCGGUGGGCCGGCCGGCUCGGGGGCCCGGCCCGCGGCGGCCCCCGGCGGGUCGGGCAGCCUGGCUGGCGAUCGCGCCGCGGCGCCGGCCCCCACCCCGGGGCUGGGGCUCUUCUCCAGCCCGGCCGGCACGCAGUUGGAGCUGCUCAGCCAUCUGGCCCUGUCGUCGGUGGAAAUGCCAGCGUCCAAGGCCCCUUCCCUGUUGGAAGGCACGGGCGCGGGGUCGGCCGCGGCAGCAGCCGGGCCUUCUCGACUGUGGAUCCCCUCGCCGAAUGACUUUUCCGACUACUCGCGCUACUUCUGCAUCAAGCAGGUGAUCGCUGCGGCCGGCACCCUGCGCGACUCGCGCUACCGGCUGCCCUACCCGGGCGUGGUGCGCCUGCUGCUGUCGCUGCUGCGCCUGCAGGACAACUCCUCCAAUCGGUAUUGCAGCGCCCGCUACACCGCGGCCCUGGUCAGUGCCCUGGCGCGGUCCUUCUCCGAUGUCUACUGCCCGGAGCGGCUGAGCCUGCUGCCCGGGGCGGAGGAGGCCGCGCAGAUGGCCACCGACCGGGCCAACCGGCUGCUGGAUGAGGACCAGCGCGCGGAGUGGCAGCGCCGGCGCGCGCCGGCCCCCCUGGUGGCCGAGCUCCGGGGCCUGUUGCUGGAGGUCGUGUGCGAGAUGACCACCCUGCAGGAGUACCACCUGUCCGGGGCCGGGGCGCGGGUGGUCCCGCUGGCCGGGGGGUCGGCCGAUGCCGGGCACUCGGACCUGGACCUGCCGGGGCUGAUUGCCUCGGCGUGCGUCCUGGCCCUGGGGGAUUUGCAGCGCGCGGGCUUGGUGCCGGGGCGGGCGGCGGCCCUGCUGCGGCUGGCCACCGGGGCCGGUGGCCCGGCUGCCGGUCGGCUGGCCGCGGCCCGGGCCCUGGUCGAUCUGUUUGGCUACCGGCCGGCGGUCAUCACCGGGCUGGUGGAGCUGGCCAUCGGGGACCGGUCGGCGCGGGUGCGGUCCGGGGUGGCCCGGCUGCUGGCCGGCAUGGCCUGGUCGCCGGGGCACCUGGGCGCCACGUACCACCUGGUCCGGACCCUGGGGCUGGAGGAUGGCACCGGGUUUGAGGUGAACCUGCUGACGAGCGCCGCGCUGACCGGGCUGCUGCCGGGCACCACGCGGCAGUUGAAUUCGCCGGCCGCCACGACGGCCUUCCGGCGGGCGUCAUCGGCGGCGGUGGCCCUGGCUGCCGGGGCCAGUCCCACGCCGGCGGCCCUGUGCCCGCCAUUGCAGCCGACCGCCCCGCCGGCGGUGGACCCCCUGUCGGACUAUGUGUUCGAGGUGGCCACCCCGGUGCCGGGCCCGGCCACCAUCGAGUCGCUGGCGCAUCGGUCGUCUCGUCGCGCGGCCGGGGCGGCCACGCGGGCCGAUGUGGCCACGCGGCUGCGCGUGUGCCUGGUGCAGCUGAUCCUGGCUGCCCAUUCGCCGACCGAUGUGAGCCUGAAUUUGGCCCUCUUCAUGCAGGGGCUGCUGCUUUUCGGCCGGCGGGUGGCCGUCGGGGUGCAUUGCCACCCGCGGCUGGUGCUGCCCUCGGCCACCUUCGUCCAUGGGCUGGAUGCGACGGACUGCGCCGGGCGCCCGGGGGCCGGGCCCACGGCCGAGGCCCUGUGGCUGGAGGGCGCCGGGCCCGGCGACGUGGACCAGUGGCUGGGCUGGGGCGAGACCGAUGCGGCGGCCUUUGCGCCGUUCCUGGCCGCGGCCCAGGCGGCCGGCGAUGUGGCCGCCACCGCGGCGGCCAUCGCCCGGGCCUCGCCCAACAAUGCCACAACCGCGCGGCUGGCGGCCGGGGCGGCGGCCGCGGUGGCCGCCUCGGCGGCCGAUGGCACCACCGAGAUCCGCCGGCUCUUCCCGCGGGCCUUCGACCUGCCGGACCUGCCGCAAUUGUUCCUGGUGUUCGGGAGUGAUGCGGCGGUGGCGGCCAGUCGAGCGGCCGCCGCGCUGGCCGCCACGGCCGAGCACCUGCAGCGCGAGCGCGAGCUCAAGGAGCAGGCGAUCCUACUCCAGGCCCAGGCCCAGGCCCAGGCCCAGGCCCAAGCUGCGGCAGCCGCCGCCGCCGCCGCCGCCGCCGCCGCCGCCGCCGCCGCCGCCCAGCAGGAUGCCGGCCCCGGUCCGGUCCUGCCGCGGAUCACCCUCUCCGGGAGCAGUGCCUCAGCCACGCCGAUCCUUGCGCCGGGGGUGUCGGCCAGCGCGGAGGACCUGCCCUCCUCCGGGUCGACUUCUCUGGGCGAGGCUGGCCUGCAGUUGCCGCCCUCGACCCCGGAGCGUCGGGCCUCGCUGGUUCUGACGGCUCCCGGGGCCGGGGCCGAUGGGGCGACCCCCCUGCCGACGCUGACCCUGAGCCGGUCGGCGUCGCAUGCCGGGCUGGCGGACGUGGCCGAGGGGGCGCCCGGGCGCGGGGGGUCCCCCCUGCCCGGGGCCCGGCCCGGCGUUGUCCUCAAGUCGGAGGAUGCCAAGGGGCCGACUUCCGGGGCCGGGCCCCCGGGCGCUGGCAGCACCCUUGCGUCCCCCACCGGGGCCUCGUCCGGGGCCGGAGCCGGUGCGGCCCCCUCCUCCGGGCGGUCGAAGGGCGAAAGCAAGGAGGAGCGCCGGGCCCGGCGUGAGGCCCGGCGCCAGGCUGCCCGUGCGGCGGCCUCGGCCGCCGAGAAGGCCGAUCCGGCGGCCUCUGGCCCGGGGGAGUCGGCCGCCGAGCCGCCGGGCCCGCCGGCCGCCGAGCCGCUGCGCAUCUCGAUCUCCUUCAACUCGGCGUCGGCGGCCGGGCGGUCGAGCGCCUCGUCGGCGGCUUCCUCGCCGCAGCUCGGGGCCCUGGCUGAUGACGGGCCGCCUCCGGGGCCGGAGCCGACGCCGGCCCCCCCGGCCACGGACCAGCCCGCCGGUGGUGACGCCCCGGCGGGGGCCGGCUCGCGGCCGCUGCCGCUGACCCCCCUGCGCCAGGCGACCAGCCAGCCGCAGUCGCAGCCGCAGCCGCAGUCGCAGCCGCAGCCGCAGUCGCAGCCGCAGCCGGAGUCGCAGCCGCAGCCGAAGUCGCAGCCGCAGCCGAAGUCGCAGCCGCAGCCGCAGCCGGAUGAGGCAGGCCGACCGACGUCCACGAGUCCGGCGGCGGCAUCUCCGGCCGGCGCGCGCCCCCUCUCGCUGAAGGUGUCGGUGCCGACCGAGCGCCGGGGGUCGGUGUCGGCCGCCAUGCCGGACCUGACCAUCGACUCGCGGACGGCCGUGGCUUCGGCCGUGGCCGUGGCCAGCAUCGGGUCCGAGAGGGUCCUUUUCGAUGCGUCGGCCGAAACGGCGGCCAGCCUGGCCGAGCGCAUGGGGGCCCUCAUGCGGGCCCUGGCCGAGGAUGCACACUCGCUGGCCUUCCGGGACCCGGUGGCGCCGCAGCUGGCCCCGGAGGACCAUGCCUUCUACAAUUCGGUGGUCCACCGGCCGAUCUGCCUGUCGGAUGUGUCGGCCAACAUCCAGGCCGGGCGGUACUUCGACCGGGCCUACCUGCGCGAGCACUGCCCGGUGGAUGUGCCGGCGGCCGAGCAGUUGGCCGAUUCGCCGGACGCGCUGGUGACCCUGGCCGCGGCCACCUUCGUCUCGGACAUCGAGCUCAUCUUCGCCAAUGCCUUCAGCUACAACCCGCGCUUCAGUGACAUCUACCGACAUGGGCUAUACUUGAUGUCGCUCUUCCGCGCGACGUGGUCCGGGCGCACAAGGCAGGUCCGCCUGCCGGAGCCGCCGGUCCCGGCGCAGCUCCUCCGGUCGGAUCCCCCGCGAGCCGACCGGCCCAUGGACAGCAUCCCCCUGCCGGCGAUUGUCACCCCAACCGAGCACUGGCACGCGGUGCACCGGGCCUCCUCGCUGGCCCUGUUGGACAGCCUCCGUGCCAUCGACACCAACCGGUACUUCCAUGACCCGGUGCAUCCGAGCGCCUUCCGGCGGACGUACUACAAGAUCGUGCGGUUUGGCAUGUCCUUCUCGGACAUCGAGAAGAAGUUCAAGUCCGCCAAUCCCAACAACAAUCCCACCCUCCUGGAGACCGAGCUGCUGGUCCGGCAGAUCCUGGCCAAUGCGCAGUAUGUCAAUCCCCCCUGGAGCGAGAUCUUCCGCUGCAGCCAGGAGAUCGAGGCCUACCUCCGGAGCCACUGGCCGCCGGGGGAGGCCCUGCGCGCGCCGGACCUAGCCCAUCGGGCCGACCACUACAAGAUGCUGGCCUCGGUCGGGGGGGCCACCCUGCCGCCGUCGUACCUGCCGCAGGUGGUGGAGCCGCUGCCGCUGGGGGGACUCGGUGACGGGUCGGCUUCUCCGCCGGCGCCGGGGCCGCCGGCGACACCGGCCGCACGCCGGGCCGGGCGGCCCUCCAAGCGGGCGGCCCUCGACCCGCCGGCCGACGAGGCGGCGCCUCCCGGCGGCGAGCCUGCAAGUGGCGGCCUCCUGGCGUUGGCCGACUCGCCGGGGCCGGGGAGCCCCGCCUCGCCCGGGCGGCGGCGCGGCGCCGGGCGCCCUGCCCGGGGCCCGGUCGGCGCGGCCCCGGGGCCCGGGGCUCCCGGCACCCCGGGCGAGGACAUUUCCAUAGUGACCCCGGAUGCGGUGGGGUCCCGGCGGGCGGUGGCGGCGGCGGCGGCCGCCGCGUCGCUCCCCGUCGAGGAGGCCCUCCUGACGUCGGACUCGGCCGAGACGGUGGAUGCGCUGAUCUCGGUGGACUCGACGCCGGUGCGCAUGGUGAGCCGGAGCAGCGGCGGGGCCGACGCCGGGAAGCGCCGGGCCGGGCGCCCGGUGUCCGGGCCGGGCCCCGGCCUGGAGGCUGCCCCGUUGGCCGGGCUGCCGCAUGGCUCGGGUGCCGCCGCGGCGGCCGGCCUGCCCGCCAGCGGGCCGGUGGUCUCCGGGGCCGCGAUGGUCCCCGCGCCGGAGGACCUGCGCCAGCUGCUGGCCGAGGCGGAUGUGCGCGCCGGCGGGGCCGGGGCCUUGGAUUAUGCCCUCCCUGCCGAGGCCGCCAGGGCCGACCAGCUGCUGGGCGGCCGGCGCCGGGCGCAGCAGCUGGCCCGGGCCGAUCCGAACCUGCUGCUGAUGGUGCCAGCCCGGCUGCCUCUCACCCGAGCCCAGCAGGAGGUGGCCCAGACCGGGGCCCCGAGCGGCCGGGGCUUCCAGCAGUGCGAGCGCAUCCUGUAUGCCAUCCGGCCGCUGGACACCUCCGGGGCCUUCAAGUUCGUGCACUCGGAUGUGGCCUACCAGCAGGCCGUCACGCAAAAGCUCAAAAGCAAGCUGGUGGCCUUCCAUACCAUCCAGCAUGCCCUGGCCCGGGAGGAGUACGCCACCGCGGCGGACUUCGAGGCCGACAUGCGGGCCAUGUUCCGGAAUGCCCGGUACUACAACAGCGCGCACACGGACAACUACAAGACGGCCGUGCGCAUGGAGGCCGCCUUCAAUGCGCUGUGGUUCCACCCGGCGGCCGGGGCCCUGUCGCCGAAGGAGGAGGCGGCCAUCGUGCGGGAUGCCGUGGCCGAGGCCCAGCUGCCGGAGUGCAGCUCGGCCUAUGUCAUCCGGCGGCUGGUGCCGCUGGUGCUGCCGGCCGGGGCGCCGGGGCGCUGGGCCCCGGCCGAGCCGGGGGCCGGCCCCGGUGGCGGGCCGGCCCUGGCGGACCGGGCGCUGGCCCUGGUCCGGCGGUACCUGAAGCAGGCCUCGCACGCGGACUACCGCGACCUGUAUGACGUGCCGGAGUACCAUGCCGUGGUCAAGUGGCCCUCCUACCUGCGCCGCAUUGAGGGGCAUCUGGUGGCGACGACCGGGCGGCCCCGGGGCCGGGGGCCGGGAGCCGGCCCCGGCCGGUCGGCCCAGCAGCAGGCCCUGCCCUACGCCUCGCCGCAUGACUUUGUCGUGGACAUCCUGCUGCUGUGGCUGAAUGCGCGGUUCUUCAACGCCGAGGAGACCUACAUCAGCGAGGUGUCGCUGCAAUUGCAGGCCAGCUUCCUGGACGACUGGCGGGCCCUGCUGGCCGAGGGGGGCUUCCUGCAGUCGGACCCGGGGGCCGGUGCGGCGGCCGCCGCCGCCGCCGCCGCCGACACGGCCGAGGGCUGGCUCGACCCCGGUGAGGGGGCCAGCCCGGGCUCGGCGCCGGUCAGCCGCGCCUCCUCGCCGCAGCCGGCGUCCUCGUCGGCCGGCUCGUCGGCGGCCCAUUCGGCCGGCGGGCGCCUCAGCCGCAUUGACAUGCAUCAAAUGCAGCGCGGUGGCGGCCCUGGGCGCCGGUCACGGCCGAUGUCGAUCUCACCGCCGGCAGCCUCCCUGGCGUCGGGCGGCCCGCGGUCGCCAUCGCCGCCGCCGCCGCCGUCGCCGCCGCCGCCGCCACUGCCCCCGGGCCGGGGCGGGCCGCUGCGCAAGCGCCACCGGUCAGCGUCGCCCGCCUCGCGGUCCCCCUCGCCCGGCGCCUACGGGAGUCGGUCGUACUCGCCGCCGCCGCCGCCGCCGCCGCCCGCCAUGCGACCGCGGGGCCACUCGCCGGAGGGCGGGGCCUACCCGCUCGGCGGGUCCCGCGGCCCGGGCAGCCGUCCCGGAUCGCUGCCCUCCUCGCGGUCCGGGUCCCCCUCCUCCGGGUCCUCCUCGUCCUCGAGCCGGGGCGGGCCGCGAGAUCGGCGCGGCGGGCGGCCACGCGCCGGCGCCGGCGGCGGUGGCGGCGGGCACCGGUCGCGGUCGCCCUCGCCCCCGAGCCGGGCUUCGCUGUCCUCGAGCGGAGGCCCGCCGGGCCGGCGGUCUCGCGGGCCGGACGACUCGUCGCCCCACCAGCCCUUCCCCCCGGGCCCGGGGCCGAGCGAGCAUCACGUCGCGCCGCACAAGAAGCCGCGGCUGCAGCCGGAGCUGGAGCCCCGGCGCUCGGGGCCCGGUCAUCGGGGCCCAUCGCGCUCGCGGUCCCCCUCGCCCCGGCGCCGGCGGUCACGCUCGCCGCGGUCCCCCCGGGCCUCGUCGCGGCCCUGGUCGCUGUCGGAGUCCGGCUCUCGGUCGCGGUCCAGGUCACCUGGCGGCCCUCGCGGCCGGCCGCCGGCGCACCACCGCAGCCGCAAGCAUCGCGAUGUGUCGCGGUCGCGAUCCCGGUCCCGGUCGCGGUCGCGGUCCCGGUCCCGGUCCCGGUCCCGGUCGCGGUCCUGGUCCCGGUCGCGGUCGCGGUCGUGGUCGCCCUCGCGCGGGUCUCGCCGCCGGCCGGCCGGCUCGCGGCUGCCAUCCGACCGGCUCGCGCCGGGGUCCUCCCUGUCGGGCCACCACUUCCACCAUGGCCACCACCGCCGGGCAUCGCCCUCCGGGUCUUCGUCCUCCUCGUCGUCGGGCGGCCCGUCGGUUUCCUCUUCGUCCUCCUCGCUGGCUGGCUCGGGGCUGGGGGGCGGCCCGCGCCGGGGCCGGUACUCGCCGCCGCCGCCGCCGCUGCCCCCGAUGCCGGGCCGGCGCCGGCGGUACUCGCGCUCGCGCUCGCGCUCGCCCUCCCCCCCUCGGGGCAGGGACCGGUCGCGGUCGCGGAGCCCCGGCGAUCUGCCGGGGCACGGCAGCGGCCGCGGGUCGUUCGGCGGCUCGCGCCACGCGUCAUCCGGCGCCGGCGGGUAUGUGGCCAAGCGGCGCUUCGCCUCGGGGUCCUUCUCGCGGUCUCGGUCGCGCUCGCGGUCGUGCUCGCCGCAUGCCCCGCGCCUGCCCUCCAGCAAGCGGCCCUACCAUGGCCACUCGCCGGUUGGGGGGCACUCCCCCUCGUCGGCCGGCGGGGCGGCCGGCUCGCUGUCGGGCCCCUCGCGCCAUGGCGGCCGCGGCCGGUCUCCCGAUCGAGGCCGCUCGAACUGGCGCCGGCGGUCGCGCUCGCGCUGA